AAACAAAAAGGAUAAAGGUAACAGUUUCAGAUAACUUUAUUGAAACAGGCAUAGCCUUGGUACAGAAAGAACAAAUCUUCGGGAUGCCACAACAUGCUGGGAUAAAGACAUUGAACCGAGGGGAAUCUGAAACAUUCUGUAACAGCUUCGGUGGUAAACUAGCAGAUAUUUCAGACUUGAAGACGUACCACUUACUUUACAACUACGUUAGAAAAAAACACGCAUUCCUUGAAGCUCCAACGCACUGGUACAUACAUGUCUGGCUGGCGUCGGAUUACAAUCCAGAGACCGGCAUAGUGACACAGAGCAACGGUGAACCAGGUUAUAAUGGAGAAGGAAAUUGGCGGCAACCAUACAAUCCCAACCCUACCAACACUUACACUGAACUAUUCUUGCGAGUUCGCUUUCACAUCGCAAGUGACAGUGGAUUACUCAAUUACCCACCAACCCAAAGACUAGACAUAUGUACAGUGCUCUGUACCGUGCCAUUUCUUUCUGAUCAAUAGGUUUUCAAGUUUAUACGCAGUAGUGCUGGGUAAAACAAUACCGUUAAAACCUAAACACCACAUUUCUUAAUUGUGUUUUGAACAAUUAACAACGGUAUUGUUUUCGAUUUAUAGUCCCUUAUACAGUGUUUGCAUCGGUGACGUCACUGGGAAAUAUGCUUUUUACUUGACAUAACUACAAACAUGAAAAAGUUAACUCAAUUUGUAGUAUA
Molecule: messenger RNA, 718 nt
Organism: Ciona intestinalis (vase tunicate)
Lineage: Eukaryota; Metazoa; Chordata; Ascidiacea; Phlebobranchia; Cionidae
Source: RefSeq, a predicted model, not a curated record